AUGCGUAUAUGCGGCAACUACGUCCCUCUUAAUGCACACCUGGUUGGCAACAGUUACCCACUGCCCAACAUACAGGAUACGUUACAAAGGGCCGCUCAAGGACGAUACUUCGCCAAAAUUGAUUUGACUAAAUCCUUCUGGCAGAUACCACUAGCACCUGAAAGUCGACCACUCACAGCCUUUUACGGUGUUAGAGGAUUGUAUGAAUACACCAGAGUGCCAUUUGGUUUGAAGGUCGCCCCUGCCAUAUUUCAGAGCACCACUGACCGAGUCAUUAAGGAAUUCUCAACGUGGGCAAUUCCUUAUGUAGAUGACGUUGCCGUCAUUGGAGCCACUUAUGAGGAGUGCAAGGAGAGGAUUACCAAACUCUGCGAGAAAUUAGAAGCGAAAAAAUUCACUAUCAACUACGACAAAUCAGUCGUGGAACCACAAACACAACUGGAAUUUCUGGGGCAUUUAAUUUGCAGCGGACAUGUGACAAUACACCCGCACCACGCGGAAACUAUUUGCAAAUUGCCAAUACCAGAGACGAGCGCUGAGCUCCAUAGCUUCCUCGGUUUCGGAAAUUGUUUCCGCCGAUUUAUACCACGAUACGCAGAACUGGUGGCACCUCUUUAUAAGGUGCUGAAAAGAGAACCAUAUCAUCUCGCCGCUGCGGAAAAGGAGUCAGGGUACAAAAGGCUAUCGCCACGUUACCAUCAUUACAUACUCUCGAUAGCCACUCACCAUUAG
Molecule: messenger RNA, 732 nt
Organism: Gregarina niphandrodes
Lineage: Eukaryota; Apicomplexa; Conoidasida; Eugregarinorida; Gregarinidae
Product: putative retroelement protein
Exons: 1
Coding region: 1-732 (243 amino acids)
Source: RefSeq, a predicted model, not a curated record